Molecule: messenger RNA, 1641 nt
Organism: Endocarpon pusillum Z07020
Lineage: Eukaryota; Fungi; Ascomycota; Eurotiomycetes; Verrucariales; Verrucariaceae
Exons: 8
Coding region: 1-1641 (546 amino acids)
Molecular function (GO): iron ion binding; heme binding; oxidoreductase activity, acting on paired donors, with incorporation or reduction of molecular oxygen
Source: RefSeq, a predicted model, not a curated record
AUGGCCUCGAUUUUGGAUCCUAUCAGUAUUUCACCCAAGUUGCAGUCAUUCUUGCACACUACCACGGAAUCACCAAAGAUACAGUCCUGGCACCACGAGGGAUGGAUCAGUACUUCGUCGCUCGUCGUUGCUCUGACACUGUGGGCGACGUACUGCGUCUGUGGCAUCGUGUAUCGAUUAUACUUUGACCCACUCGCCGGCGUCCCGGGCCCAAAGCUAGCAGCCAUGACAACAUGGUACGAAGCUUACUAUGACCUUUGGUUGGGAGGACAAUACGUGUGGAAAAUAGGCGAGCUGCAUAAAAAGUACGGCCCUGUAAUCAGAAUCAAUCCCCAUGAGAUACACUGUAAUGAUCCAGAGUUCAUUGACGACAUUUACUCGGGCCCAUCGCGCAAAACGGACAAGUAUAGGUUCACGGGCAGAAAGACAUUGACAAAGCAGUCAAUGGUAGCGACAAUAUCGCACGAUAUUCAUCGCAAAAGACGAGGCGCUAUGGCAAAUUUCUUCUCCAAGGCAAGUGUCCGUGGAGUUGAGCCCAUCAUUCAAAACAGUUUGAGCAAAUUGCUGUCGAGAAUGGAAAGGGCUAGUAAAACUGGCGAGAAAAUGCCUAUGAUGUAUGUCUUCAAAGCUGCCACAAGUGAUAUUAUCACAAAAUACGCCUUUGGAAAUUCUACCAACUUCAUGGAUCUCGACAAUUACAAUAUGCCUUUCUUUCAGGCUAUAGAAGUUACUUUUCUGCUGAGUCCGGCUUUGAUGCACUUUCCGUGGCUGGGUCCAUUGAUGGAGGCUCUGCCCCAGUCUAUGACCAAGGUGUUGAUGCCUGGGUUGGCCGAUAUGUACAAGAUGCGAGAAGGAUGGAUGGCACAAAUUGACCAGAUCAAGAAUUCAAAGGACAAGGAUGCCGGCAAGGAUACCAUCUUCGAUGGGGUGCUGAAAAGUAAACUUCCAGAAGAGGAGAAAGCUACGGCGAGACUAGGGCAUGAGGCACAGCUCACUGUAUUAGCUGGCCAAGACACUACCGCAACCACUCUAUCAUCCGCAGUUUACGAGCUUCUUGCCAAUCCUGACAAGCUCAAGAAAUUGAAAGAGGAGCUAGCUGCUACAUUUCCGGAUUCAGAAUCACCCAUAACGUUCAGCCAGGUCGAGCACCUGCCAUACCUAGGAGCUGUUAUUCAGGAAUGUCUUCGUUGUCACCCGGGGGUGAUUACACGCAUGGCAAGAGUUUCUCCUGAAGUACCAGUUACUUAUGAUAGGGGAGGCAAGCAUUACACGUUCCCAGCUGGCACGCCCAUGUCCAUGACCUCGACUCACAUCCACUUUCACCCGGAUUUCUUCCCGGCGCCAAGAGAGUUUCGACCUGAGAGGUGGAUCGAGAACCCCCGGCUAGAUAAAUACCUGAUCGCAUUUUCCCGAGGAACGCGAAACUGUCUCGGGAUCAAUCUCGCCUACCAGGAGCUUUAUACUUUGCUAGCAGGCGUCUUUCGAAAGUAUGACGCCUAUGAUGGCACGGGCAAGCAACAGGGGCCCACACUAGAACUACAUAACACGUUAAGAGAAAGGGAUGUCGACAUGAAUGCUGACUUUAUUGUUCCUUUUCCUGCCAAAGGAAGCAAGAGCGUACAAGUCACGGUCAGACACUAA